AUGAAAUUCGGCCGGAACCUUGCAAGGAAUGUUGUGCCUGAAUGGAGCUCGUCAUAUAUCAACUACAAAGGCUUGAAAAAGCUGAUCAAAUCGGAAAUUGAGGCGCAGAAGGAGGGCCAUGACCCAGACCUGGCUGGAUUCUUCUACUCCCUCGACCGUAACUUGGAAGACGUCGACCACUUCUACAACAAAAAAUUCGCAGACUUCUCCCGCCGCCUGAAACUGUUGGAGGACCGUUAUGGCCAUACAGCCAUUGGCUCGCAGAACCUCGAUUUUGAAGACGCUGAGGACCUCCUCGCUGCACUUCUCGAACUGCGUGGCCAGCUUAGGAAAUUGCAGUGGUAUGGCGAGGUCAAUCGUCGCGGCUUCAUCAAAAUUACGAAGAAACUUGAUAGGAGGCUACCCGGUGCGCAAGCGCAGAGGCGAUAUCUGCCAACCAAGGUUGACCCGUCCCCUUUUGCUACGAAUGCGGGUUUACAGGAGUCUCUAAAAAUCAUCAAUGAUUGGUUAUCUGUGUUGGGAGAUGAAAAGGGCUUUGACGAUGCGAGCUCCACGCACUCCUCUCGAUCCGUGGUAAAACCUACCUCGCGACCAAUCCUCAAGCUGCCGCAAAGCCUUCUUCUAGCUCUUGACGAUGCAUUGCGCAAAGAUGAUACCCACAUUAUGUUGGAGCUGCUUCCCACGUUGCGGAUUGCGGCGGAGGAAUUAGACUCAAGUCUCUAUUUAAAAGCUUUGAAGGCUCUAUUACAGCGUGCGAUUUUCUAUCGUGCCAGGGAUUCCGUAGUGUCAUUGCUAGGGAAGCUCGAUACGCUGGAUGAAGAUGACGACAUAAAUAGACGAAAUUGCAUCCAUCGACUUGUCAUCUCCAUUGGACGCUCGCAGUCAACGAGCGAUUCGGAGCUCUCUGCCGGUCAAGUACUCGACUUCCCAAACGAGGCUUCUAACUACAUAACCCCGGCUGCUCCGCCGACCCUCCAAUACCCGCGCGUUGUAGUGAAGGAGUCCGGGCGGAUGCCUUUACUAAGUAGGAUGGACGACGCUGUUUCAUUAUUGGAGCACCUCCUGGACAAUCUCCGUCCGGAGCAAAGAGCUGCGCUGCUGGCCAAGGAUAUCUCUGGACGAACUCCACUCCAUUACGCAGCUCAGUAUGGAUUCCGUGUGGUAUGUGAUGUUAUCAUUGAACAUCUACAAGCAUGGAACAUGUUCGAUGUUUCCCAGGGCAUUGAUGGCCCAAACUGGCAGGAUGACGAGGGUUGGGCGCCGUUGCAUCUCAGUGUCAUUGAAGGCCAUCCCCUGACUACUCGAGCGUUGCUGAAUGCGGAGAACUGGAAGGGAACAAACGAGCAACAAGCUGCGAUCCGGAAGCAUAUGUCUAAGUCGAGUGCUGUGCUCGCGCUCGCUACCAAGGCGAAUUUCGUAGACAUUGUCCAGCUCCUCGUGGACGCCGGUGUAGAUAUCAAUUACCAGGACGAGCAGGGUGAAACCGCCCUCCACGUUGCAGCUAGGCUUGGCCACGAUGCGUGCGCCAAGGCGCUUCUAGACGGCUCGCACGAUCAAAAGGCCAAUACUGAGCUCGCGGAGCAUACAUAUUCCUGGACUCCGCUGUUCAUCGCCUGUGUCGAUGGGAGUUUGGGCGUGGUGGAGCUUCUGAUCAAUGCAGGCGCUGAUCUAGAACGUCCUGACUCCUCCGGUUGGACCGCUAAAGAACAUGCUGCUCUUAGGGGCCAUAUGGCUAUCGCUCGACUGCUGGCAGAAGCUACUCCCCCAAUCGAGAUCUCGAGUGAUUCAGAUCCCUCCACCCCACCAGCUCGUUCUUUAUCCCCUCCCACUCAAGCCUCGUUAGCAGAUCGAAAAUCCGCAGCUCGUACGACAGAGCCCGUCAAAACCUUUGGCCAUCGCUAUCUAACCGAUGACAGCAUGAUUCUGGUCAGUCUGGGGACAAUGGACAUGCGAAAAUCAGUACACGCUGUUAACCUCGAUCGUAUUCCCGUGGCUAGUGCCCAUCUAACGCAGCUAGACACUGCAUUAUCCAUCGUAAUAUCCGCAAACGAGGCACGUGGCGAGCCCGAGAUCAUCGACCUUCCCAUCCAAGAGAGCAUUGCCACGGACCCCGUUGCCUUCUACGCUGCAGACGCCUCCAAAGUGAAAAUCAUCUUCGACCUAAUCCCCACCUACGCGGGCUCCAAGGAACAAAUCGUCGGUCGUGGUGUCGCAUUACUGUCAAGCAUUAAACCCACAGUCGGCUCGAAGCGCAUAAACCUACAAGGAGACGUGACCAUACCGAUAAUCGCGGCAAAUACUCUCGAUAUCAUUGGUAGUGUCACGUUUAAUUUCCUCAUUAUUACGCCGUUCAAGCAUCCGAAUAUGUCGAUUACCGAGGACCAGACGUACUGGAAGAGCAUGGCUUCGCCGAUGGUUAUUGGGCAUCGAGGCCUUGGGAAAAACAUGGCUAGUCGCAAGUCGCUACAGUUGGGCGAGAAUACAAUCCAGUCCUUUAUCGCGGCGGCAAAUCUGGGUGCAUCUUAUGUUGAGGUGAGUCCAUCUGGCUCAUUCGCAGAUUAUGUCGCGAUUUCUGAAAAGGUGGCUAACGAAGAAUUUUUUGGGGGGCGAUGUAGUUUGCUGUUGCUAGAUGUGCAACUGACGAAGGAUCAUGUACCUGUGAUAUAUCAUGAUUUCCUCGUCAGUGAAACAGGAAUUGAUGCACCAGUUUACACGCUAACCUUGGAGCAAUUCUUACACCUCAGCGACGGCCGUAGGCCACGUGAAUCUGAAGACCAAGGGGGAUCAUUUAAGGCUGAAGAUCCACUCCUGGCGGACCUGCGAACAUCAGCUGCGCGACGUCAACGGUCGAUGUCCGUUGGUGAAGGGUUUACGCCAUCGAUGCACAUGAGCGAGAAGAUGAAACAUACCCGCGAUUUCAAGAAAAAGGGUUUCAAAGGGAACUCCCGUGGCAGCCACAUUCAAGCCCCGUUCGCAACGUUGGAGGAAUUAUUCAAAAAGCUGCCAAAGGACGUUGGAUUUAAUAUUGAAAUGAAAUACCCCAUGCUCCACGAAUCUGAAGAAGAAGAAAUGGACACCUAUGCCGUUGAGCUAAACUCUUUUGUCGACACUGUACUGACGAAGGUCUAUGACCUAGGGCAGGGCCGUAACAUGAUCUUCUCCUCCUUCAAUCCGGACAUUUGCCUUUUGCUCUCCUUCAAACAGCCCUCUAUCCCUGUUAUGUUUCUGACGGACUCUGGCAUCACCAGGGUGGGCGAUGUGCGCGCUAGUAGUCUGCAGGAAGCCAUCCGAUUUGCUUCUCGGUGGAAUUUACUAGGGGUUGUGACGGCGGCGGAGCCGUUGAUUAUUGCGCCGCGGCUUGUGAGAGUUGUGAAGGAGUCUGGUCUUGUUUGUGUUUCGUACGGGAUUGCAAAUAAUGAGCCGAAGAAUGUGAAGUUGCAAGUUAAAGAAGGCAUUGACGCCGUUAUUGUCGAUAGCGUGCUUGCAAUUCGGAAGGGACUUACGGAGGGGGAGAAGCAGGAGUCGAAUGGACACGGUGGCGGUAGUGGUCCUGGUAACAGUAAUGUGACCGGAUCGGGGACUAAUGCUGAUGAUGCCGCCGAGUUGUAGCAAUGUGGACCCAAGGGAAGGAAAAAAAAGAAUGGGGUGAGAAAGGGAAAUGAAUUUCACUGUAGCAGGAAGCCUGACAACGCAAGCCGUUCGGCGCGCUUAAUUCUUAAUAAAUUUAAGAUUUUUAAGGUUCCGGGAUAUAGGUAAUAGUCAUGGUGAAGGAAAAGGAAAGGGUUUUAUUCAUGAAAUAUCAUUUAUUUGAACUGCU
Histoplasma capsulatum G186AR is the source of this 3817-nucleotide messenger RNA. Its product is annotated as glycerophosphodiesterase. NCBI's taxonomy places the organism in Eukaryota, Fungi, Ascomycota, Eurotiomycetes, Onygenales, Ajellomycetaceae. The transcript has 8 exons. The coding region runs from base 1 to 3609 and encodes 1202 amino acids. Gene Ontology annotation, biological process: glycerophospholipid catabolic process. Gene Ontology annotation, molecular function: protein binding; glycerophosphocholine phosphodiesterase activity. The record is from RefSeq and is a predicted model, not a curated record.